CAGAACGGGGAAGAACAAAGUUGAGUAGUUAGCCUGCUAGCUAACUAGCUAAGCGGAGUUACUGUAGUAACGACAUGGACCUCUCAAGGCAUCUCAUUCACAUGAAGGGGAGAAGGCAGGGCUGCCUAACCUAGGGCUACUCCAUCCUGCUUGUCCCUCCUUUUCAUCUGUGCCUCUCCCUCUUUGCACCUUUGUGUGUGUCUGGCUGUCUCUCUCUCUCUCUCUCUCUCUCUCUCUCUCUCUCUCUCUGUGUAUGUGUGUGUGUGUGUGGGGGGGGGAACGAUGUUGUGCUGGGGCAGUUCAGCUCAGGGUCAGCUGGGCCUCAGUGACUCGGAGCCUGCCGUCUUUGAGCCAAGGAGCUGCCACAUGUUUGACGGGAGCGGGCUGAGGGAGAUGGCAUGCGGUGGGAAGCACACACUAUUCCUGCUACACGACGGGAGCAUGUACACAUGCGGCUCCAACAGCCACGGUCAGCUGGGCCAUGAGAAACCGGGAUCCAAGCCAGAGCUGGUGGUGGCACUGGACGCGCAGAAGAUCGCAGGGGUUGCGUGCGGGCGGACCCACUCACUGGCCGUAAACGAGCAUGGCCAGGUGUUUGCGUGGGGGGCAGGUGAGGGGGGCCAGCUUGGUCUGGGCACCACAGAGGAAGCGGUGAGAGUGCCCAGGUUGAUUAAGAAGUUGUGUGAGCAUCGAAUCUCGCAAGUCAUGUGUGGCAAUCAGCACUGUAUAGCACUCUCUAAAGAUGGUCAGCUGUUCACAUGGGGCCAGAACUCCAGCGGUCAGCUGGGUCUGGGGAAGGGGGAGCCCAGCUCGGUCUCUCCUCAGCCCCUCAAAUCUCUGUGUGGGAUCCCACUGGCUCAGAUCAGCGCUGGAGGAGACCACAGCUUCGCCCUGUCUCUCUCUGGAGCCGUGUUCGGCUGGGGCAGGAACAGCGCCGGACAGCUGGGCCUCAAUGACGAGCUCGAUCGGGCCGUGCCGUGCCACAUUAAGUUCCUGCGCUCCCAGAAGGUGGUCUACAUCAGCUGCGGGGAUGAGCACACUGCUGCCCUGACAAAGGACGGAGGGCUGUUCACAUUUGGAAAUGGCUCAAGGGGGCAGUUGGGUCACGACUCCACCAAAAAUGAGCCCCUACCCCGCAGGGUGCUGGAGCUGAUGGGCACAGAGGUGUCGCAGAUCACCUGUGGCAGCCACCACACGCUGGCAUUUGUACCUUCCACCGGCUUGGUUUACGCCUUUGGCUGCAAUGAUCACGGCCAGCUUGGCUUAGGGAGCCGAGGAAAUGCCAAGAUCCCCCUGCCAGUCCGAAACAUCCAUCCUCCGUAUCUUGGCAGCACACAAACAGACAUGGGGAAGUACACCGUCUGCAAGAUCCACAGUGGAGGUGAUCACAGCUUCCUUCUGCUCACAGAUGAUGAGAGCUACCCAGAGGACUUUCGCAUUACCAACACAUCUAAAAGCAUUUCCCUGAUCAAUAAUGAGAGUCUAAACAGUUUGAGGUUGAAGCUCCUGGACACCAGUGACUCCAGCAUCACAAAUGACAUCAUACUGCUGUUGUCCUCAACUGCGUGCUGGAACGCCAGCUUUCUGGACCAGAGUGAUGACAAACAUUUUAAAACCAACCCCAAAGUCCCGGGCAUCGAUCUCAACUUGGUCCGCCUGCUGUUUGACACACUGAUGAAACCUGCCUAUUCUAGGCUGCUGGAACAGAUCACUAAGAGCUUUGAGAGUCUGCUGAUCCCCCAGCUGUCCUGCUCCCCUCCUGAUGUGGAGGCCAUGCGCAUCUACCUGAUCCUCUCUGAGUGCCCUGCUCUCCAUGACUCCAAAAACUACCUCUCCUUGACCAUCCCCUUGGCCAUGGCUAUCCUCAGACUGGACGCCAACCCCAGUAAAGUGCUAGAUAACUGGUGGUCGCUGGUUGACUGCGAAGUGUUCUCCAGACUGGUAGAGAUGUAUAAGAGCAUUGUGGUGUUCCUACUCACUGGUGGCAAGGCCCUUCUCAUCCCUGUGUUCCUGGAGAGCUACAUUAGCGCCACGCUAAAGCUACUGGAGAAACUGCACAAGGUGAACCUGAAAGCCCAGCAUGUGGAGUACAACUGCUUCUACAUCCCUGACAUCACCAGCCUAGUGGACAUCCAAGAAGACUACCUCAAGUGGUUUUUGAGCAAAGCUGAGAUUAAAAUGCGGUCACCUCCAGUACAGAGUUCUGUCACGUUAUGUGCCUAUCCGUUCAUAUUGAACGCUCAAGCCAAGACCACCAUGUUGCAGACGGACGCAGAGCUACAGAUGCAGAUGGCAGUGAGUGGUGCCAACCUCCACAAUGUCUUCAUGCUGCUCACUCUGGAACCUCUGCUGGUGCAGAACCCGUACCUGGUGCUUCACGUGCGUAGGGACCACCUGGUCAGCGACGCGCUACGCGAGCUCACCAUCUAUAACGAUGUGGACCUGAAGAAACCCCUGAAGGUGAUCUUUGAUGGGGAGGAGGCCGUUGACGCCGGAGGGGUCACCAAGGAGUUCUUCUUACUUCUGCUGAAGGAACUAAUGGAUCCGGUCUACGGCAUGUUCACCCAGUAUCCAGAAUCCAACCUGCUCUGGUUCUCCGAUAAAUGUUUUGUGGAACACAACUGGUUCCAUUUGAUCGGGAUCCUCUGUGGUUUGGCCAUCUACAACUCCACCGUGGUUGACCUGCACUUCCCCCUCGUACUCUACAAGAAGCUCCUGGAUGUUUGUCCUUCUCUGGAAGACCUAAAGGAGCUGUCCCCUACUGAGGGCAGGAGCCUCCAGCAGCUGCUGGACUAUGAGGGAGACGAUGUGGAGGAUGCCUUCUGUCUCACUUUUGCCAUAACCCGGGAGUAUUAUGGGAUGACAGAGGUGAAGGAGCUGAUACCUGCUGGGGAGAGCAUCACAGUGAUAAAGUCCAACAGAGAGGAGUUUGUUCAGGCCUACCUGCGCUACAUCUUCAGUGACUCCGUGCGUGAGCUCUACUCUGCUUUCUCUGGGGGCUUCCUGAAGGUCUGCGGUGGGCGGGUCCUCUCUCUGUUCCAGCCCUCUGAGCUCAUGGCCAUGGUGGUGGGCAACAGCAGCUAUGACUGGGAGGAGCUAGAGAAGAAUGCCGUCUACAAGGGCGAGUUCUCUGCUUCCCAUCCCACAGUCCACAUGUUCUGGGAGGUGUUCCAUGACUUUCCCUUGGAGAAAAAGAAAAAGUUCUUAUUGUUCCUGACAGGCAGUGACCGCAUUCCCAUCCACGGCAUGGCCAGCCUGCGCAUCAUCCUGCAGUCGACGGCGGUGGCGGAGAACUACCUGCCCGUGGCCCACACCUGCUACAACCUGCUGGACAUGCCCUGCUACAGGACCAGAGACACGCUACACCUGCAGCUCACACGCGCCAUUGAACAGUACGAGGGCUUCAGCCUGGUCUGAGCCCAGUCCCACCCCCAGCCCCGCCCACUAGCACCCGGCUACGUGGGGCUGCGGGACAAGAGAGAGGCGUGCCAUCUAGCCAUGCCUGAUGAAGAGCGCGUCUGCCCGCGGUUGAGGAAGGACUGUUCCUGUAAGGGUACCUGCGCUAACUCCCACUGGAAUAAAUGUUAUUGUCCUGUUUUCCAAGUGGGAGUCUAAUGUGUGAAUUUAAUUCAUGAGAUGUGCACAUUUAGUCAGAGUAUAUUUUUUUGCUUUCUCUUUCUGAGUUCUUGGACUUGACGAGUGUGAGGGUGGUGUGAAUUUUGUCUGCGAUACCUACAUCCUAUCUGUGCGUAUUUUUCGGCUGGUCUGGGAUCAGACCUGAGCAUCUUGUUGGCAGUGGCUUUUUUUUUUUUUUGACACCACAUGGUUAUUUUUUCCCCCCUUCUGCGGUUGAUAUAUUGGUUCAUAAACAUCACCACCACGGGCCUUCGUCUUGUGACCUUCACCCUGGCUGCCUGAGGCCCUGGGCCUGGACAUGCUGCAGCAGGUGUGGAGGUCAGAGGUGUAUAUCCAGAGGCGAAGGCCAGGCCAUCUUCACUCUCAGUCCCUUCUGUCCUGGCGUCAUGCUGAUUCCUGGAGCCGGAGGAGACGGGAGACAUGGCCUUCACUGCAGCGAGCCACGUAUGAGGAGACACUCCUUGGCUCUUCGCUGUCCGGUUUAGUUGUUUUUGCACUCAGUGAUGAGCGUGCAUGCAAGUGUGACAUGCAGAGUGGAAGACAAGUCUGCUUAUGACUGUUUAUUGCAACAAUAAAUAAUGUAUAUAGUAAAACCCAAAUAUUGUAUUUAUGGUUUAAAAAAAUCUGAUUACUAAAGAUUUGAAAGCUACAAUUGUUACUGUAACUUGUGUGAUUGCAUUGAGAAUCACCAGGAAGCCUUUGGUUGAUGUUGAAGGAGGGGAUUCAGCAGUCAGUACAUGAUGAUGGAUCUGUCUUUGAUUGGUUGAUCUUUCUUUCAAUACUGGCCUAUGCAUAAUUAUGGAGCUGUUAAUUUAGCAAAAAAACUUAAAAUCUGAUUUUGUUCAUUUUUAAUUAUUGUAGAAUUUCUUCAGAACCAUAACCUCAGUAAGACAUGGAGGUAUUUUUUGGCAGUCACUGUUGGCUGUUAUCAAGUGUUGCGUCAGAAUGACUGGAUGUGUAGAUGAGGGCUAACGCGUCUUCACUCGUACAGCUAGAGUUCACCAGGCACUCCCCUCCAUUCCAUUUAUUAAAUAUAAGCAAGGGCUUCUCACUGGCUAGUGAUGCGUUAUUUGUAAAGUAUAUUUACUUUUAUACCUCUCAAAUGAAAUAUAUUGUUUUACCAAUUUUCUUUUUCAGAACAAAUAAAAUUAUAAUUCCACCUCUAAAUGUGUUGGUAUGUGGUCAAGAGUCCAUAAAUUGUACAUUGCUCACAGCAUUGCGGCACAGAACACACCAGACGAGUUCAUCCAGUAAAAAUAGGUUUCAUUUUGUCAUUUGUACAAAAUACAAAUAAAAUGUACUAAAAUGUACACAUCUGUGUUCAUUAGAAAGCAUCAGUGUUCACAUUCCAUAAAAACGAAGGUCACACUGCAUAUGUCCAGUUUGGAACCAGACAGGCCAGGCCCACGCACUCCUGUGGACCGCCCGUCUGGGUCUGGGUCUGGAGUUGGCCAGAACAAGGAAUAGACCCAGCUCUCUUUCUUCAUAAAACUAUCGCUUGGCAAUAAACAAAAGAAAAGCAGACACUUUCCUGUACUGUUGGCCCAUGCCACUGUUACACAGUGACAUUAUAAUGACAGCCAGUUAGAUUAUGGAGCUUAUUUCAUACGUGAGGAAAAAAGAAUGCUUUAACAAUACAUUACAAAUUCCUGGUUUAGCCAGUGUCUAAGGUGUUCAUCUGCGUUAAGAGUAGAAAAGGACUCAAAGAAUCUCACCUGCCUUCCAGUACAGAGUGAUUCCAUUUCAACAAAAUUAAUAACUUGUUUGGCUGCACUGUUUAUAAGCAGUUAAGCAAAUUACUGAUGAGAGAAUAUGAACCAGUACAUUAAAAUAGAAAGACCUACAACGAAAUGUUUCUAUAGCAGCAGCACUAUUAGUAAAUCGAGCCAUGCGUGAAAUAUGGCACUGGUCCUAAUAAACAUUAGAAAACAACAUUUUGUCCUGAUUUGCAUGCAGGUUGCAGUUGUUACUGUAUUUACAGAGCUUUCUGUCCAACAUUUGCUAAAAUCUUUUCUCCUUUCUGACAGGCCUUACAGUGAAAAUAUAUUCACCACCAAAUAAUUAUAUAAAACCUAAGACUUUCAGAUUCUCAAUUCUGUUAUGAAACAUUUAUAACCCUCUGAUUACACAAACAUGUCUGCAAAAGUGGUGUAUCACAUAACUAACACGAGUUGUGUGGUAUAAAAACAUUUUAUAAUUCACACAGACGUGUCAACUUCUUUGCUCUGCUGUGGUACUGGUAUGGAGGGGUGCUGAUGAAUGAAGAUUUGUCUCAACUACUGAGGGAUCAGUUAGGGAGCACUAUCCAUCAGUGGCAGGCGACAGCCCUGCAUCUGUGGUCCUGCAGACGUCCCGCAGAAGGACUGAGGUGAUGUCAAUCUGAGGGUUGGGAAGGUGAGCGGUGAGGAUUUUACAGACGUCCCGCAGAGGUGACAGUGGCCACAUCUCUGAUGACAUCAGCCUAAUUGGCCUGGAAGCCACAUAAAAACAACACAAAAACAACCAAACCAAAA
Electrophorus electricus (electric eel) is the source of this 6149-nucleotide messenger RNA. Its product is annotated as putative E3 ubiquitin-protein ligase HERC3. Gene Ontology annotation, cellular component: cytoplasm. Gene Ontology annotation, molecular function: ubiquitin protein ligase activity. The record is from RefSeq and is a predicted model, not a curated record. Gene Ontology annotation, biological process: ubiquitin-dependent protein catabolic process; protein ubiquitination. Lineage: Eukaryota; Metazoa; Chordata; Actinopteri; Gymnotiformes; Gymnotidae.